CACCUAGCAUACGUGAAAACAGUGUUCUUUGGACGAGGAGAGAUCGCGGGUACGCGCGCGCUUCGUAGAAAGAACGAGUCGGAGUUUCUGUAUUUACGAGCGUGAGAGAGAGAGACGGACGGUCAGACAGAUAGAUAGACAGAGAGAAGUGGAAAGAGGGCGACGAUGACGGAGAUAGGAGAGAAAAGAAAGAAGGGAGAGUAAAGAGAGUACGGGGAAACAACCCCGGUAGCCGAGACACCGAAGGGUGUAGCGUGAUAUUCUGAUUUCUCGAUAUCCGUUUCGCUGCCACAUUUUCCCUGAGCGAACGUUCCAAUAACCUGACAAUGGAUGCGACGAAACUCGGCAAGGACAAGGGAAAGAAUGGCAAGGAUGGCGAGACUAGUGACGAGGCGAAUAAGAUAGCAGGAGGACCACCGGCUACCGCUGCACCACCACCACCAACGUUGAUUAACAAAAUCAAAUACCAACCCGGGGGCCCUGUGAUUAAGAAAGACAAACGGCAAAGUAGCUCAAGAUUUAACAUAUCGAAAAAUCGCGAGCUUCAGAAGUUGCCGCUCCUAUCCGAAACGCAACAAGGAAACGAGAGGGAAGAACUAUUCAUCCAGAAACUACGACAAUGUUGCGUGUUGUUCGACUUCGAGGCCGAUCCUCUUUCGGAUCUGAAAUGGAAAGAGGUGAAGCGUACUGCUCUCAACGAAAUGGUCGAAUAUGUUACCAAGAACAAAAAUGUGAUCACAGAGGCCAUUUACCCUGAAGCGGUGAACAUGUUUGCAGUGAAUCUGUUUCGCACUCUUCCACCAUCAUCGAAUCCAAACGGAGCAGAAUUCGAUCCGGAAGAGGAUGAGCCAACGUUGGAAGCAGCAUGGCCUCACUUGCAACUAGUUUAUGAAUUCUUCUUACGAUUACUCGAGUCUCAGGAUUUCCAGCCCUCCAUUGCUAGACGUUAUAUAGACCAGAAGUUCGUGUUGCAACUUUUGGAGCUAUUCGACUCGGAGGAUCCACGGGAAAGAGAUUUCCUAAAAACGACGCUUCAUAGAAUUUAUGGGAAGUUUUUGGGACUCAGAGCAUAUAUCAGGAAACAAAUAAAUAAUGUUUUUUAUCGAUUUAUAUAUGAAACCGAACACCAUAAUGGUAUUGCUGAACUUCUUGAGAUAUUGGGAAGUAUAAUUAAUGGCUUUGCACUACCAUUAAAAGAAGAACAUAAAAUUUUUCUAUUAAAGGUACUUUUACCUUUACACAAAGCCAAAUCGCUCUCUGUGUAUCAUCCGCAAUUAGCGUAUUGCGUAGUUCAGUUCCUGGAAAAAGAUCCAUCAUUGACUGAACCCGUUAUUAGAAGUCUGCUGAAAUUUUGGCCGAAAACACAUUCUCCUAAGGAAGUGAUGUUUCUGAAUGAGCUCGAAGAGAUUCUCGAUGUGAUCGAGCCCGCAGAAUUUCAAAAAGUCAUGGACCCAUUAUUUAGACAAUUAGCAAAAUGUGUAUCAUCUCCACACUUUCAGGUGGCUGAAAGAGCUUUAUAUUACUGGAACAACGAAUACAUAAUGUCUCUCAUAUCAGACAAUUAUGCAGUUAUUUUGCCAAUCAUGUAUCCAGCAUUCUACAGAAAUUCCCGAAAUCAUUGGAACAAAACUAUUCACGGCUUGAUUUACAAUGCGUUGAAGCUCUUUAUGGAGAUGAAUCAGAAAGUAUUUGAUGAGUGUACUCAACAGUAUUAUCAGGAUCGACAGAGAGAAAGGAAGCUUAUGAAAGACAGAGAUGAAGCUUGGAUGCGCGUUGAAGCUUUAGCGAUGAGACAUCCGAAUUACAACGCGACUAUAAAAGGUGUUACGAACACAACAAUUGGAACGAUAUUGCAGCAACAAUUAGACAGCCCUCCACCUGAUGAAGACGGCGAUACAGAUCAAACUCCGCUUACGUUGGAAAAAAUAGAAGCGAAAGCGAAUGAGGCAAAAAAAAUGACCAACUCCAAUAAAACAAAGCCACUUUUGCGAAGGAAAAGCGACUUACCCCAAGACACGUAUACAAUGCGGGCAUUGUCCGAUCACAAACGCGCAGACGAAUAUCUCGUUACGCCACCGGAUCCUAACAAUUGCUAGUCUCUACCACAAUCUCUUCCCAUAUAUCCUCUCUUUUGCUGCAGUGAUUUUGGGAGUUAGCUUUUUCGAAGAGAGAAACGAAACAGCGAUGAGUCGAAUCUAACUAAUCGAGCUGUCAUCAUAGUCGACAACAACCGUCUGCGACAGAGUUUGAUCGUAUAGAGAAGCCAACAAUCGUAAUUAUCUCUUUCCUAUUUCCUUAUCCGCCCCUCUUAUAUCAAAAAGUAUCGAGAGAUGUGUAUGGUAAUAUCUUUUUCUUUGUAUCUCGGUAAACCAAAAAAAAAAGAAGCUUUCUCUCAUUGCACCUAGCACAUUCGGAAAAUGUAUCCAUGUCCGUAGUAAUCUAUAAGAGAGAAAAAGAUAACUUCCUAUAUACUCUUCGAGUUGAUUUACACACGGUAUCGCGGGAAUUAUGAAAAUACUUCAUACUCGCUACCAAAAAGAAUAGAAAAAGAAUCACGGGAUGUAGAAGAAACCUAGCGAAUAAGGGUCCUAAGUGUAUCAAGUAAUACAUGGAAUAUUUUAUAAAUUGUAGAUUUCUUGCGUAUGGAGAAAUCUAUCGCUGACAAUAAGACAGUUUUUUCACAAUUCAUAAGUACGCUUUCACAUUUUUAAAUUGUCUGUGCUCGAUGUUCAAUAAAUGUACGACAUACAGGUCAGAUCGUACAUGAAGUUAAUACACCAGUAACGAUUUAUUUAUCAAGGUCUGUUUGUAAUUGUUUUAAAACAUGUUGUCUUGCUUUUGGCGGCGGAUUUUCUUCAUAUUAUAGGAAUUUAUGGUUUAUUGAACAUCAUUUAUACAGGGUAAAUCACGACGAGUGGACAAGAUUGUACAAAUUGAUUCUGGGAAUGAUUUUGAAUAGAGUUUAUCUUGGAACAUCGUAGUUUAAAAGAUAAAAUAUUUUAUUUAUAUUUUUAGGAAAAAGUUACUUAUGAAACGUAAAUCUUCCUAAAUGAGAAAAUGAGAAAAUAAUCGUGUCUAUCUGAUUAGAUACUCGUUUAUAUUGAAACACGUCCAAAUUUUAAUAAUAUUUUUGCAUGAUAUCUCAUUCAAAAUCCCCCCCUAAAUUAAUUGAUAAAUUUAUGUUCACCUGUGGUGAUAUACAUCUGUAUAUAUACCCUAAAUAAGCAAAAAGAUUUUAUACAAAUCCAAAAAAGAGUCAGAAAAAAGAUGGCCGCGAGUUUGAUGUAAUAAUUAAUAACUAUAAAAAAGAAAAAGGGAAAUUUUAGUAUGCAAGUUUGAGGCGUUACUCUUCUGAGCGAGGUUUCCACUGACGCGCAAACGACAGACAUUUAAUAACACACAAGUGAUAUAUAGUUGCUUUAAUGCUACCAGCUCGUAACUUAGCGGCAAAUAAUAACAAUAAUUAUAAAAAAAAAAGAAGGAAAAACGUAAAAAUUGCAAAAAAGAAGUGAAAACGUCGUUUUAGAGUUAGAUCAACGUGAUAGCACUAUUUUAGAAUAUCGAUUGUUAUAAAUCUGAGUAUUCCUGAAUGUAAUACUUUUAUAUCUGUCGUGCCUAGAUGCCUGUGGAAUGCAUUCGCAAGAAUCGCCUCUGCCAGAGGCCUAUAAUUAAGAAUCGUUAAAUAAAAGAAAAUAAUAAUAAAAUAAUAAUAAUAAUAAUAAUAAAAAAUGAAAUAAUAAGCAACGAGUUAUACGUGACGUUAUUGGUGUAAUUGCAUCACAAAUUUUUUCAAGAACGCUUACACGAACGUUACGUCGUUGCAUCGUCAGUUUUGUGGUAAAAAAAAAACGAAAAAAAAAAAAAAAAAAAAGAAAACGUUAUAUACUAGUUCGUCGCUGGCAAGAGAAGCAAAGAAAAAGAAGAAUGAAAAGAAUAGAAACAAAUUUAGGAAUCGGUGUGUAGAAAACUAGGGUGUGGUGAGAUAUGCCCUCGGUAUCUACACCAAGGCUUUCUUUUCGGCCGAUUCCUCCUGUUACUCCAAUUUAUUGGAUAUAGAGAUUCCGAUACCACGCAAAUCACGCAACAAAACAGCGAUCCAAGCGAUAAUAUCUUUAGUCUUUGCGCUGCUGGCAGGCUGUUGUGUUUAAACAUUGUAAGGGAUGAACUUGUUGAGAAUAGUAAUACGAUUAGCACUUAUUAUUAAAUAACAAAAAUUAAAACCAAAUGAGAUGAAUAUAAAUAAAAGAAAAAAAAAUUAUUUACUAUUUAAUCAUCCCUUCAGGAGGAGAAUGACCGUUUUUGUUACGGAAAAGCAUUAAAUGAUAAGUAUUCUCGUCGAUACUUUUUAUUAUCAAGUGCAGUGUAAUCUCGAUGAAUCUCAUUGGAAAACACACUGUAUCUUGCGUAUUUGAUAAUAAAAGUAUUUUUAGUAAAACAAUUUCAUUUGAAUAGGUUUGAUUUUUCAAUGAUACUCCUUUAAAUAAAUCAAGUCGCGUUCAUUCGAUGUAACAUCGAUUUCGAUUUCUUUCUUUUAUUUUUCCUUUUUUUUCCAUUAACUUUCUUUUCUCCGUUAAUUCCGUAAACCAACGUGGAUUAUCGGGAUUACAUUGUAUUUUUCUAUCGUUGAAGUCAAUCGAAAACAAAAAUAAAUAGAUAAUAAUGUUUGGGAGAAGCAUUUCUCUGAUAAUGCAUGUUUCGAGGUUUCGUCUCUUACUGCGUCUAUUCUUUCACUCAUUGUAUCAUCUAUGAUACAUCUUUGAAGUUUACGGAUUUUAUAGUAGAAUCAGAAGAUAAUUCGGAUUUCUCGUGCUUAAAUAUGAAAGAAGACUGUUACUGACUCAUCGUUGGUCGAGUAUUAUCGAAUUCUUCUGAAAACUUCCGUUUCCGCAAUUGUGCCACGCUUAAAUUAUAUAAACAGGAGAGAGAGAGAGAGAGAGAGAAGAAAAAGAAUGAGAGAGAGAGAAAGAGAAAAUGAAAUUUGAUUUCAUUCGAUGUAGAUCGUUCUCUUGUAACUCCUGCGCGAAGUUACCUCGAGUGAGUUUAAAAGUUCAUUUUCAGCAAUGUUUUAUACGUUUUUUAUGAUAAGAAAGUCAGCCAACAAUCGAGUAUUUUGUAGGUAGAAAGAGAAACAACUUAUUAUGCGAAAGAACCGAUUUAAAAAUGUUUUAUGUAAGGAGGAGCAAGGAUUUUCUGAAUUAGAGAAUGGAGUAUCACACUACCGUAGGCAGCUUUCGAGUCUUGUAGAAAUGUCUCUGUUCUUCCUUACGUAAAGUUCUACGAAUCUUUCUGAGAGAAUUAUUAUUCGGCGGAGAAUAAAAAAAAAAAAAAAGAAAGAAAGGAAAGAAAGAAACAUUGGUAAAGAAUGAAAAGACGUACAGUGACUCGCUUCAAACCUAGAGAUAUGAACCUACGGUGGAACACGUACAGAACUGUGUAUCAAUGUUCGAUUAACAAAAUUUUUUUAAUGAUCGCCUGUCCGAUCGAUUCGAUUCCAUGCAUGCAUAUAUUCCUUUACAAUUUGUUGGAGCAUAAUUUUAUAAUAAAUAAAUCAUUAUAAUGAAACAA
Molecule: messenger RNA, 5565 nt
Organism: Frieseomelitta varia
Lineage: Eukaryota; Metazoa; Arthropoda; Insecta; Hymenoptera; Apidae
Product: serine/threonine-protein phosphatase 2A 56 kDa regulatory subunit gamma isoform-like
Exons: 9
Coding region: 327-2096 (589 amino acids)
Biological process (GO): protein dephosphorylation; signal transduction
Cellular component (GO): protein phosphatase type 2A complex; cytosol; nucleus
Molecular function (GO): protein phosphatase activator activity
Source: RefSeq, a predicted model, not a curated record